Messenger RNA from Patiria miniata (bat star), 411 nucleotides. RefSeq lists its product as uncharacterized. NCBI's taxonomy places the organism in Eukaryota, Metazoa, Echinodermata, Asteroidea, Valvatida, Asterinidae. Bases 1 to 411 code for a protein of 136 amino acids. The transcript has a single exon. The record is from RefSeq and is a predicted model, not a curated record.
AUGACAAACUCGGAAGGCGACAAGCAGUCUUGCCUUCUUUUGGCCAAGUCACAUCUAACCCCUCUGAAAAAGAUGACCAUACCCAGGCUGGAAUUGAUGGGUGCGACACUCUCCGUCAAACUUGAUGCUGUGGUUCGUAGAGAGUUAGAUGUGCCAUUAGAGGAUUCGGUAUUUUGGACGGACAGCACCAUAGUACUGCAGUAUGUGAAGAAUGAGGAGCGACGGUUUCUUACAUUCGUGGCAAAUAGAGUUGCAGUUAUCCACAGCGGGUCAUCACCAAGUCAACGGUAUCAUGUUGAAUCUAGGCUUAAUCCUGCCGAUGAUGUUACAAGAGGACAAACAGCUAAGGAGCUGCUUGCUGAGCGAUGGCUCAAUGGACCCGACUUCCUUUGCCUGGAAGAUAGUGAAUAG